Messenger RNA from Eleginops maclovinus (Patagonian blennie), 4301 nucleotides. RefSeq names its product basic helix-loop-helix ARNT like 1a (gene bmal1a). Gene Ontology annotation, molecular function: RNA polymerase II cis-regulatory region sequence-specific DNA binding; DNA-binding transcription factor activity, RNA polymerase II-specific; protein dimerization activity. The transcript has 20 exons. Gene Ontology annotation, biological process: regulation of transcription by RNA polymerase II; circadian rhythm. NCBI's taxonomy places the organism in Eukaryota, Metazoa, Chordata, Actinopteri, Perciformes, Eleginopidae. The record is from RefSeq and is a predicted model, not a curated record. Gene Ontology annotation, cellular component: transcription regulator complex; cytoplasm; aryl hydrocarbon receptor complex. Bases 430 to 2349 code for a protein of 639 amino acids.
GGCUGGGGUUUAAAUCAUGAUGGAUAUCGUCGAUGUUUUCCCAGCUCUGUGGUUAUGUCAGUGUGGUUUUCUGGAGCAGGAGGAGGGACGUUUGCUCUCAGGUCUUGACAGUUAGCUAGCUGCUGUAUGCUAAUAUAAGUACACCAACGGGACUGAAUGCUGUUAUGGACAAGAGGUGGUCCCUCCGACCCCAGUAUGUCACUCCAACGUUCACUGCUGUCAGGUUCUGGGGUUCGGAAGAAGCUCGUGCAUAGGGGUAGACGGGUUGCACCAGCUCUUUGAGGAUCAAAUUAAAUCGGGGCACAGCGACCACAUCAAUCCGGACAAAACUAGGUCAGGCUGAAUCAGAGCAGAUCAGAGCAGACCCCGCUGAUCCAGGCGAUCCCCGGCCCGUUCCAGUUUCAUAUCCAGUUGAGGGCCCAAGAGUGGAUGGAAGGAGAUGAUUUUAACACAGAGGCUGUGAUGAACAUCUGUGAUGACCUGAUGGCAGACCAAAGGAUGGACAUCUCGUCUACAAUGACCGACUUCAUGUCGCCCGGCUCCACCGACCUCAUCUCCAGCUCCAUCAGCACGCCCGGCAUGGACUACACCCGCAAGAGGAAGGGCAGCACCACCGAUUACCAAAUUGAUGGCUUCUCAUUUGAUGACAUGGAUCCAGACAAAGACAAACUGGGAGGUGACCAACAGGGCCGGAUUAAGAAUGCCAGAGAGGCUCACAGUCAGAUCGAGAAGCGGCGCAGGGACAAGAUGAACAGCUUCAUCGAUGAGCUGGCCUCUCUGGUGCCCACCUGCAACGCCAUGUCCCGCAAACUGGACAAGCUGACGGUGCUGCGCAUGGCCGUCCAGCACAUGAAGACACUAAGAGGUGCAGCCAACCCGUACACAGAGGCCAACUACAAGCCCUCCUUCCUGUCGGACGAGGAGCUGAAGCACUUGAUAUUGAGGGCGGCUGAUGGCUUCCUGUUUGUGGUUGGGUGUGACCGCGGGAAGAUCCUCUUUGUCUCUGAGUCCGUCUUCAAGAUUCUCAACUACAGCCAGAAUGACCUGAUAGGUCAGAGUCUGUUUGACUACCUUCACCCCAAGGACAUCGCCAAGGUCAAAGAGCAGCUGUCCUCUUCAGACACAGCCCCUCGAGAGCGGCUCAUCGAUGCUAAAACCGGUCUCCCAGUGAAGACGGACAUCACCCCCGGCCCGUCCAGACUCUGCUCUGGAGCCAGACGCUCGUUCUUCUGCAGGAUGAAGUGCAACAGGCCUUCCGUCAAAGUGGAGGACAAAGACUUCCCCUCCACCUGCUCCAAGAAGAAAGCCGAUCGUAAGAGCUUCUGCACCAUCCACAGCACGGGCUACCUGAAGAGCUGGCCCCCCACCAAGAUGGGUCUGGACGACGACAACGAGCCCGACAACGAGGGCUGCAACCUCAGCUGCCUGGUGGCCAUCGGCCGGCUGCAUCCCCACAUCGUCCCCCAGCCCAGCCUGGCAGACAUCCGGGUGAAGCCCACCGAGUAUGUCUCCAGACACGCCAUCGACGGGAAGUUUGUCUUCGUCGACCAGAGAGCCACAGCCAUCCUGGCCUAUCUCCCCCAGGAGCUGCUGGGAACCUCCUUCUAUGAGUAUUUCCACCAGGACGACAUUGGACACCUGGCAGAGUGUCACAGACAGGUGCUGCAGAUGAGAGAGAAGAUCAACACCAACUGCUACAAGUUCAAGAUCAAAGACGGCUCCUUCAUCACGCUGAGGAGCCGCUGGUUCAGCUUCAUGAACCCCUGGACCAAGGAGGUGGAGUACAUCGUCUCCACCAACACCGUCGUGUCGUGUCCUAUGAUGGAGGGACCGGACUACCCUCAGUCUGCUGCCUCCCCUCAGAGCAUGGACAGUGUUCUCACCUCAGAGGCAGGUGGAGGGAGGCGGGCGCUGCAGACGGUGCCUGGCAUCCCCGGGGGGACAAGAGCAGGAGCCGGGAAAAUAGGACGCAUGAUUGCAGAGGAGGUGAUGGAGAUCCAGAGGAUCCGAGGCUCCUCCCCCUCCAGCUGUGGCUCCAGCCCUCUGAACAUCACCAGCACCCCCCCGCCUGACACCUGCUCCCCAGGGGGCAAGAAGAUUCAGAACGGUGGGACACCUGACCUGCCAAACACAGGGAUCCUUCCUGGACCUGACUCGGUGGGCUACCCCUACUCCAACCAGUCCAUCAUGAGUGACAACUCCCACCUGAGUAUAGACAUCAUGGACGAGCCGGGCUCCAGCAGCCCCAGCAACGACGAGGCGGCCAUGGCGGUCAUCAUGUCCCUGCUGGAGGCCGAUGCCGGGCUGGGGGGGCCCGUGGACUUCAGCGACCUGCCCUGGCCUUUGUGAGGAAGCUGGGUGGAGAGGAGGAGGCGGGGACUCUGUCAGCAGAGCCGUGGUGAGAGAGUUCAGUCAGGGUGAAGUCUGACUGUUCCCCGUCCCCGACUCCCCCCCGCAGAGACAUCAUCUAACAGAUAUAUCAUCCAGUAGAGAGGCUGCAGGACUACAGGGGGGUCCUUCAGUCCGGACAGAUCACACCUACUCUUUUGUUCAUCAUUCCCUGUAGGGGGGACUGUUAUUAUACAGAAAUCCUCCCAAAGGUUAAGAUGAUUUCUACAGUGUUAGGGUCUGCACACUGUUUCAGCCGUGGGGGGGAGAUCUCUAGGUACAGGACCCGCUGCUAACAUGAAGGACUGGACUCUGUCUCACUAUGGCUCUGGGCCCCUUCACUGUCAGCCCCCUCCACACCAACACAGGACUCUGAGGCGUCGACUAACGCUGGCUGAAGUUUGUUGUGGGGCGGGGGGGGGGGGGUUGAUGCCGUACACACACGGCUAAGGUGCACCCCCCCAAACAUGUGUUGUACCGACUGACACACACACACAGAUUCACCUGAUGCUAGAGACUUUAUUCCCACACCACGACUCCACACUCUGUUCAGCUCCUUUCAAGAACACUCAGCUUCCUGCUGUUUCCUAAACCAACACCAACGUUAUGUUUUCUAAAAGUCACUCUACAGCUCCUCCUCACUAAAUCUGUUCCCACAAGACUGUAUUCUGAUACAGAAGUUACACAUUUUAAUGUUGUCAAAAAAUAAUACUCCUUAAGCUCAUUACAGGUCUUCACGAGUCCCAAAUAAAGGAGGCCCUCAGUAGUGACCCAGUGGGACACCUCAAACUAUUAGCAUCAGGCAGCAGCAGCUAACACGCUGGGCCUGAUCCUCUCAGAACCCAGGAUUUCUGUCCAUCGUGAGACACUCAGAGCCACUCUCACACACUCAACACUGGACACUCCCCACAGAGAUUCUGACUGAUAACAGAGGACACCUGCAAAUGUGAUAAAGCUCAGUCUGAUCAGAUCCAGGACAAAAACCAUUACCCUGAGUAUGAUGUGGACCCAGGUCCGUCAGCAGAGGGGUGCAGACCUGUGAAGACCUGCUCUGUUCAUUCCAAACCUUGAAGAGUCUGCUCUGACUGCUAAACAACACAGAACCAGACUUGGGUGAAGAGCUUGUUGGGGGGGGCAGGUUCCCCCGCUCUGCACCUCACACAGGUGGUCUGGUCACAGGGUCUCCACCCAUUCCUCCUCCCAUCACAGCAGAACCACAUGAAGCACUGACUCUGGAUAAGAUGGAAGUAUUUCUUUGCCUUAGUGAUCUGAAUAUUUCAAACUCGACGUAACGUUUCCCCCUCAGUACCUCGGACAGCGUUUAGCCCUGAAAAAUGAACAGCCCUGCCCUAAAUACCUCCAAGUCAAUUAAUGGCAGAUAUUUACAGGAUGAAAUAUCUGUUCAGCACUAACACACACACACACACACACACACACACACACACACACACACAGCAGUACUGCAACUACAUUCAAACUACCUAGCAGAGACAUGUCCUCGAGACAGGGAGACUUUGUAAUGGGGUUAUGUGCUGCCCCGGGGUCAGGAGGAGUUCUUAUAUCCUCCAUGAUUAUCUAACACAACCUCUCUACCUGCCAGCUGUCUGCUACACACACCUGCUGUCAGAGUGUAAUGUGAGGAGGACAUGUGGAGACGUCCUGCCUGUCCAGAGACAGUUGGAAUGAUUUAAUGUCCAAAAUGCAUGUGUGAAAAUGUGUUUCCAGUGUGGCCCUCCCCCUGAUUAUAUUAAUAAUGUUCAACAGGGAUUUUUUAUCUAUGUAUUUGUCGUAUAUCUGACAGUGAUUCUCAAAUAUAAAGACACAUUUAGAUUUACAAUUAAAAAGCUCUUGAUUGAGAACGAUAAUUGUGUGUGUGUGUGUGUGUGUGUGUGUGUGUGUGUGUGUGUGUGUGU